Molecule: messenger RNA, 1275 nt
Organism: Penicillium odoratum
Lineage: Eukaryota; Fungi; Ascomycota; Eurotiomycetes; Eurotiales; Aspergillaceae
Product: putative aspartate aminotransferase
Exons: 3
Coding region: 1-1275 (424 amino acids)
Biological process (GO): L-aspartate biosynthetic process
Cellular component (GO): cytosol
Molecular function (GO): pyridoxal phosphate binding; L-aspartate:2-oxoglutarate transaminase activity
Source: RefSeq, a predicted model, not a curated record
AUGGGCUCAUUGUCCGACUCGUCUGCCUUGAAAGAGAGUUCGAGAGACUCUCUGUUCUCCGGGCUUUCCCCAACUCCCAUCGACGAACCAUUUGCAGUGAAUGGAGCCUACAUCCAAGAUACCUACCCUGACAAGGUUAAUCUAGGUAUCGGAGUUUACCGUACCGCAGAAGGAUCACCAUGGCCAUUGCGAGUGGUUGAGGAGGCCGAAAAACGACUUCAUCAAGCAAGUGAUGUGAGCCGACACGAGUACCUCACUAUACAAGGUGAUAGAGAAUUCCUUCGACUGGCAUCCGAUCUUGUGCUUGGGUGUGAGGAAGAGGAAAACAAAAGUCGAGUUAUUUCCAUCCAGACCGUCUCGGGCACAGGUGCGAACAGACUCGGAGCGGAGCUGCUGGCUCGGAAUAUACGACCAGGAUGUGUGUGGGUUCCCGAUCCCACUUGGGCAAAUCACCAUACCAUCUGGGAGCUGGCUGGGGUCCAACGGAAGGACUAUCCUUACUAUAAUAGCGCAACCAAGUCGUUUGAUUUUGAAGGAACCUUUCGGACACUCUCAGAGUCUGCCUGCAAGAACGACGUUGUGGUCCUUCAUGCGUGCGCCCACAAUCCUACUGGUGCGGACCCGACUAAAGAACAAUGGAAAAUGAUUGCUGAACUAUGCAAGACGAAGGGUCUGAUACCUUUCUUCGAUCUUGCCUAUCAAGGGUUUGCAUCUGGAAAUCUUGAGCAAGAUGCAUGGGCUAUCCGUCAUUUCUUCAACUGCAGCCCUUAUCUGGAAUUCUGUGUAGCGCAGUCUUUCUCAAAGAACUUUGGGCUCUACGGACAGCGAGUUGGGGCAUUACAUGUUGUGACUUCCACUACCAGCGUUGAGGUCUCUCAGAAACUGCUCGCCAACCUUUGCCAUCUCGUUCGUGGAGAAUAUUCCAUGGCGCCUAGAGGUGGCUCGGAAAUAGUACGAACUGUUUUGGGAAAUAAAAUUCUUAAGAACAAGUGGUUCGAGGAUCUCGUGACGAUGAGUGAAAGAAUUCGACAGAUGAGACAGGCUCUAUUUGAUGAGUUGACCAGGCUGCAAACCCCUGGUGAUUGGUCUCAUAUAUUGAAACAGAUUGGUAUGUUUACAUACGUUGGAUUGUCGGAAGAACAAGUUCUUGAAAUCAGAUCAAGACAUCAUAUUUACAUGCUGAGAUCCGGUCGCAUAUCAAUCUCGGGUUUAAAUGAUGAUAACUUAAAGUACGUUGCGAAGGGUAUAGAUGAUGUUGUUCGUCUGGUGAACUGA